UUUUUUCCCAAGAAGCCAAACAAUGGCUGCUGUGGACGGUAGUCAUGCCUUCAGAACGCCUGAGACAUCUCCUUCAGUUGAAGAUCAGGCUGAACCGUUCCUCGUCCGAAGAGAUACUACUAAUGACCACCCUUUGAAGAAUGUGGAUGAUGAUGAGUUAGAAACCAUAACUAAAUAUGCAAUGAUGCCAAAGGGUGUUGCUUUAGCAGCCUUUUCCCGCCCAAGCAUCGAUCCAAAGCUUAAUGAUGAUCCUAGGUUAGAGGCAAGGAAACGUGAAGAUUCUGCCCUUAGCCUGGAAAGUCUAGACCUUGAACUUCCACCACUUGAGGCCUAUAAAGUGGAAACAGUUACUUUUCCUAAAAGCCCUCAAGAGUUACGGCAAACUCUUGAGGCAUCAGGUGUUCCUCUACCUUUGGAAUACAGUUCUCCUAUGUCAGGUUCAGAAAUUUCAGUCUGCUAUGACAGAUCACCAGAUGAAGAAGAUAGAUCAAUGUAUCAAGCCUAUUUAUCUGCUGACUGCAACAAUGUGAAACUAAAGAAAGAUCCCCUGUAUCAAGGCACUGGGCCUUCCCCUGGCUCAAGCCUCAGUAGACGAAGAAAAAUUAAAGUUACAGCUGAUGUGCUCAGUUCAAUUGCAACAGACACAGAUACUGCAACAGAUACAACCUUAACAGAACAGAUGUAUACUGCCCGUGAUUCUUCUGGUUCACCUGGUGGAAGUGACACUGAACUUGAUGAUACCUUCAUGCCCGAAAUGGACUCUCCUGAUGAGUUGGAGGAUUCAAUUUUGGAAUGCCUUGACGAUGCUGAAGACAGGACGCCAGAAGCUAUACCAGAGCUCACUGCUGCUGAGGAACGUAGUGAAGCAAGGCAUUGGAGGACAGUGACUGUAGCAGGCGAAGAGCGGCGCAUUGAUAUGAAAGUUAUCGAACCAUAUAAGAGGGUUCUUUCUCAUGGUGGCUAUUUAUCUGCAGGAUGUCACAAUGCCAUAAUUGUGUUCAGUGCAUGUUUCCUACCAGAUAGAAGCCGAGUGGAUUAUGAUUAUGUCAUGGAUAAUUUAUUUCUGUAUGUUCUUACUACGCUAGAUCAACUGAUAACAGAAGAUUAUGUUUUAAUUUUCCUUCAUGGUGCCACUCGACGAAGUGUGAUUCCAACAUUUUCAUGGAUAAAAAGAUGCUACCAACUUAUUGACAGAAGGCUUCGGAAAACACUUCAAGGACUGUACAUUGUACAUCCCACAUUUUGGCUCAAAACACUUGUGGUGAUGACUAGACCCUUCAUAAGUUCAAAGUUUAGCAGAAAACUAAGGUUUGUAAACUCACUUGAAGAACUUUAUGACCUUCUGCCAUUAGAACAUGCUAGUAUCCCUGAUAAAGUGAAAAAGUAUGAUGAAAUCAAACGAUCUAUGAGGCCAGUGUAGGUAAAUGUUAAAUUUGUCUUUUCCUCCAGAAGACCAGGCUUUGACAGAUUAUUUACCGUUUUCCCCUCUACGGGGAAAAUAUACAGAAAGCUAUAGCCAACAGGUUACCCCCUGAUGUAGAUGAUCUUGAAUAAUUGUGAUAAAUGUAGCUUAAAGUUCAUUCAAAUUUGUUAUGCCUAUGUAGUGGAAAUUGAAAUUGAUUUUCUCUUUGAGACUAAUUAUUCUAGUCAUGUCAACAUCCAUUCCAUUUAAAAGACAAACCUCCAACUAACUCAUUCAUUUGAAAAUAAAAGCUGUCUUUCUCAUACACUGCGACCCAAACCUGUUCAGUAGACAGAUCAAAAAGACAAUGCUAAGACUGUUAAUUUAUCUGAUUUAGGCACUGUGCGUUAUGGGCCUGCCUGUAAUUUAGUAUGUGUCGUGCAUUCUGUUUUAGUUUUCUUCUUUUAGUUUGUAUGUUAGUCUUUGAGAAAUGUUGGAUAUUUUUAUUGAAGCUGUACUUUAUUUGCGAUUGGUAUCUUGAAAUGUUUUCAGAGGAUAGGUUCCCAGUGUGAUUCUAUUGGUUGUGCUUCUUUGCUAAUUUAAUUCUUGAACCUAUUCCCAUUACAUUGUACUGUUUGUUUUUUAGUGGUUCAUCAGUGAAAUAGGAAUCAAAAACUGGAAACAGCCUGUGGGCUGUUAGUUGUUCAAGCUGCUCAGCCAUAGUAAUAGGAUAUGAUGCACCAAAGUACAAAUAAAAUUCUAAUGUGUACUUAAAUAUACUA
Thrips palmi is the source of this 2184-nucleotide messenger RNA. RefSeq names its product protein prune homolog 2. Gene Ontology annotation, cellular component: cytoplasm. The transcript has 10 exons. The coding region runs from base 23 to 1420 and encodes 465 amino acids. The record is from RefSeq and is a predicted model, not a curated record. Lineage: Eukaryota; Metazoa; Arthropoda; Insecta; Thysanoptera; Thripidae.